Molecule: messenger RNA, 1266 nt
Organism: Letharia columbiana
Lineage: Eukaryota; Fungi; Ascomycota; Lecanoromycetes; Lecanorales; Parmeliaceae
Exons: 5
Coding region: 1-1266 (421 amino acids)
Molecular function (GO): oxidoreductase activity, acting on paired donors, with incorporation or reduction of molecular oxygen; heme binding; monooxygenase activity
Source: RefSeq, a predicted model, not a curated record
AUGGGCGCCUACAAUCAAAUUUUCAAAGCGGGCGGCGUUAACUUCGACAAACACGCCCCCUUCUACGCGGUCCCCCAAUUCAAAGACGCCUACUUCCCCAUCGCCUCGACCAAAACUGCUCUCGCUCGUAAGAGCAUGCACUCUCCUCCCUUCUCCAAAGAAGCCGUCCGCCGCUCCGAACACCUAAUCACAGACAUGCUCGCCAAGUUUCUCGACCUCCUGUCCGGCUAUGUCUCGGGAGCGAGGCCUGUGGAUCUGACCAUGGGCGUGAGGUGCCUAACUGCGGAUAUAAGCAUGAAUUAUGCGUUUCAAAGACCUUUCAAUGCGCUCGAUGAAGAUGGGUUUCAGUCCCAAGUGAUAAUGGGAACGGAUGCGAGUUCACGGCUAUUCCAGUGGCUUGCUUAUUUCCCCGGCUUCGUUGGAGGAGUCUUUCGGGUGGCGGAGAAUCUGCCGGAGUGGUUGAUCAGGAGAUAUAUGAGGCCCUUUGCGCUUGUGAAUUGGUGUUUGGAGGUAUGUCGCGACCAAAUCGCAUACUUACAAAACCGUUCUCCUUCGGAAAACACGAUACGUACGGUAUUCGACAUCAAUCUCAACCCCAACCGCGAGAAAGGACAAUUCACGCCUACGACUAGUGAAAUGGGAGCGGAUGCAUUCGCGUUGUUGGUGGCUGGCACGGACACUGUGGCUGUUACUACGGUGAUGAUUACAUGGGCGCUUCUGAACAAUCCGCAAAUGAUGCAGAGGCUGAAGGCCGAGUUGAGAGAGGUGAUGCCUGGUCGGGAGGACACUGUUGACUGGGCUGGGUUGGAGAAACUGCCAUAUCUGCGCGCCGUCAUCCGAGAAGGUCUCCGCCUUGGCUACGGCGCCCCAGGACGCCUUCCCCGCGUCGUACCAUCUGCAGGCGCCGUCUUGUGCGGACAGAAAAUCCCGGCCGGAACCGUCGUCUCUUCCAGCGCCUACGUCUACCACCAAGACCCGCACACCUUCACCGACCCCCAGACAUUCCGUCCCGAGCGCUGGCUCGCCCCUCCCACCGGCGGAUCGAGCGAGAUGGACGCCAAAUUCGUGCCCUUUUCCAAGGGCUCGAGGUCGUGCAUCGGCAUCAAUCUCGCCUACGCCGAACUCGACCUCAUCGUCGCGCACCUCUACCGUCGUUUCGACGUUUCGAACGCCGGUACCACGGACGCGGAUAUGCAAUGGAAGGACUGCUUGGCGCCGGUGACGAAGGGGCAUUUGAAGGUUACGGUGAAGGAGAGCGUGGACUGA